Messenger RNA from Trichoderma atroviride IMI 206040, 1981 nucleotides. RefSeq lists its product as uncharacterized. The record is from RefSeq and is a predicted model, not a curated record. NCBI's taxonomy places the organism in Eukaryota, Fungi, Ascomycota, Sordariomycetes, Hypocreales, Hypocreaceae.
AUGGCUAAACCCAAAUACUCUACGUAUUCUUCCAACUUACAAAAGGCCGAAGUGGCAGUCACUGAGAAACAAGAUGAAAAGCCUCGAACCGGCGCUUACACGUCCAUCAUUCUUGCAGCAGCGAUACCUAGCCUGCUCGUAUUAUCUGUGACUGGAGUUCUUAUCGGCUUGACUCUAAAACACCGCGUAAUUAUCAACACCGGCUUACCUGAAUUCCAAGCUGCUCCCUCUAGCAGCAAUACCGCGCCGUCGAGCAACUUUGAUAGUCUAGUGCAGACGGGAGGCUCAAACGCAUACUAUAUCGACUUCAAUCCGUCGUCUCUCACUACCAUUGCUUCUGUGACUGGAAAGUUCAUUCCAUAUCUUUCGAGCGCUGUUACUGGAAUUGCCGCAUUUUUCGCGGCGAAUACCAUACACAAGAUAACACAAAACGAACAAGAUGCUAAACUCCUGACACCAAAGCAAAUGUCCAUUAUGCUAGGGCUGCUUCUCAGCGGUUGGCAGGGCACGUGGGAUUCUAUAUGCUAUAGAGUGAAGAAGGGUAACAGAUUUAACGGUCCUCUUUUGGCUGUUUUCAUUACUCUUACUGUCACAACACUCUUGGGUUUUAUAAUUCCCGUCAUAGAUACGUGGUUUGGCAUUGUUGUCGUCCCAAAGGAACAAACGCAAUUACAAGUCAUCAGCCCUCCCACCCACUCAUUUAGUCGAGGACUAAAUAACUCAAGCGACUGCAUAAAACUCGCCGAUGAGGGUACACCAUGCAACAUUGGAGUUAUGGCGCUGGAAAGCAUCCUUGAAUCCAGCAGCGAGGGCUUCAAAAUCGCAAACAACGUCUCCACCACCAACGUUGUGAACCAAUUCGCAGCAAGCCCAUCGCAGAUGAUCUUGUAUCUCGCAGAUGCAGCAGCAAUAUCAUCAGGUCUCGAUUAUAAAGCCAGCACUUUCGCAGCAUCCGCUCAGUGCCAGUCGAUAACAUACAAGUGCGUACAAAACACCAACAUUGAAGCUGGAAACUCGGAUUACAACUGCACGAGCGCACUUCAGGGUGAUUUCAACGAACCUGACAACAAUCCGGACGAUGCAGAAAUAUUUUAUAACCCGUCAGGCGCAAGAUUAUUCACCAACGCAAGCUUGACCGAGACCACCCGCUUCAGUUUCCAGAACCCGGUGUACUUUGCUGCUUGGGCUACAAGAGUACAGAUUGAUUCCAGAACUUUGGGCAGCGACAGCGGGAUUGUUGCCAGUUCUAAUAUUCCUAACGUAUUCAAUUGGAUUCUUAACUGCUCCGCGACGUUUUACGAGGCUACAUAUGCUUGGGUCAACGGCUCUGUAAUCAGCCUCAACACUACGCUUGUGAAUGAUACCAUGGGCGGUAUUCUCUCCGCCCCUUUGUCUGAUCAACAUGCAAAUGAUCUGAUGCAAGUUGCAACGAACUUGGCAAGUGUCAGCAACAGCUCUGCCGAGAUUUCAACCAUAACCGCAAACUAUGUCGCCCACCUCGCAUUAUCGCUUUCAAUCGGCGCCAUAGAUAGCCGAGCAAAUCUGCUUGAGCAGUCUCGCUCAACCUUGCUACUCACACGGGUCCCGACUGUUCCCUUUUAUCUUUUGAUCGCUUUUAAACUCGUUUACGUCCUGGGCGUUGUGCUAUUUGCAAUCGCUGCCAUCAUUUUGACGCAUCCCAGCGAGUCAGCGGGUAUUAGAGCAAAGCUCACAAUUGACGGAUUAAUGACGACGAUUUAUAGAGAUGGUAAAAUUAAAAGCUCGCCUGUAGCGAGUUCAGAGGACCAAGCGGAGCCACAAGAGCCAGAACAAGCAGAAGAGGUAGCUGGAGAAGGAGAUGUAAAGGUUUCCAUUAUAAGGGAUAAUGAUGAUUGGUCCUAUGCUGCAGUGAUACGAGAUAAAAACGAAACAGUGGUAAAAAUUGUAUAGGAGCGUGGAAAUAUGGGCGAGACUUUUUACAAAUCAAGAUGGAGAAAGCUGU